Messenger RNA from Branchiostoma floridae (Florida lancelet), 1721 nucleotides. Its product is annotated as thioredoxin-like protein 4B. The transcript has 3 exons. Bases 89 to 538 code for a protein of 149 amino acids. Lineage: Eukaryota; Metazoa; Chordata; Leptocardii; Amphioxiformes; Branchiostomatidae. Gene Ontology annotation, cellular component: spliceosomal complex; U4/U6 x U5 tri-snRNP complex; U5 snRNP. The record is from RefSeq and is a predicted model, not a curated record. Gene Ontology annotation, biological process: mRNA splicing, via spliceosome.
UCUAUUGAGGUCAAGCGAGGUCACGUAUGAAGACUCGUCUUUGUCUGGUAACAACAUAGACUAGCAGCUGUCUCUGUCCUUAAUAAGGAUGAGCUACCUUCUUCCUCGGCUCACUACGAAAAAGGAAGUAGACCAGGCGAUCAGGAACACCGCUGAGUUAGUCCUGGUACUGAGGUUUGGGCGGGAACAUGACCCCGUGUGCCAACAACUGGACGAUAUCCUGUCCAAGACUUCUAAUCUCCUCUCCAAAAUGGCAGCCAUCUACAUAGUGGAUGUGGACAGUAUACCAGUGUACACACAGUAUUUUGACAUCACUCUCAUUCCUGCUACUAUCUUCUUCUUCAAUGGACAACACAUCAAAGUAGACUACGAUAGACCAGACCACACCAAGUUCAUUGGCAGCUUCAGGAACAAACAGGACUUCAUCGACCUUGUGGAGGUGAUCUUCAGGGGGGCCAUGAGGGGGAAGGUCAUGGUGCGAAGUCCUAUAGACCCCAGGAACGUCCCCCAAUAUGAACUACUCUACAAGGAAAUCUAGUCUUGUGUUAAAACAUAUUUAUUUUGUCUAUGUUGUACAUACUGUAUGUACAGAUGGCUCAAAAUACCACCUGCAUAUGCAGGUUAGUGCAGGUAGAAUUGGAUCGAGCUGUGCAGGUAUUUCUGAUGUCUAUACCUGCACGUAACCUGCACUGGUCCAUUACUGGGUGUAUCAUGAUAUAUAUGUAUAUGUAAAUGUUUCAAGAUGUGAACUUUUACUAGCUGCAUUGACUGUUACCAAGUACAAAAGAAAUAAUGGCAAUGGUUUCUAAACAGAUUGUGAAAUGAUCAAUACUUGCUAAUAAAUUCAGAGUGGUGCAGGUAAGAUUUGUCUGGUGCAGGUAAUUACCACAUGUUACCUGCACCUGUCCAGGUAUGCAGAAAAAAGUAUUUUGAGCUCUGAAUUUGGAAACACAGCAAAGCAUGUUUUUGGUUCUGAAUAUAAAGGAAUAUAUUUGGUACUUCGAAAUCAGACUGUGUAUGUAAUAAUUUGUAUAUAUUAUACAGGAACAUGUAACAACAUCAAAUAAAACUAGUUAUGUAUUUCUGAAAUGCUGGAGAAAAACCUGCCAACCCCAGCCAAUGCUGGCAUAUAGGACAUUAAAUUCUAAAUGACAAAAUAAAAGACGACCUGUAUUUCACAGUCUUUUGCUGGUUUUAAUGCUUUGAACUGUUGAUGUACAUGUAUAGUACUUCUUUGUUUUAGUCUAUCAAUAUACCUGUAGUCAUACAAUGUAUAUGUGUAUAUUGAUUACAAUAUAAUUAUAAUGUUCAAAAUUUAGUGCCUGAUGCAUUUCAAUUCAAACAUCAGGAUAUUAUUUUGCAAGGCUUAUUAGCAUGACAACUAAAUUCUGUACAUACAUUUAUGUUCUGAACGAAAGACAAACUAGCUCCAACUAAGAUACCCUCCCAGUUACCAACUAUUAGACUGAUCACAUAGCGCCGCCCAUCUCUGUCAAGACACAAAUGAAAAAAAUGGAACCUCUCUCAUUGGUUGAACAGAUAAUUGCUGCUCUCUGAUUGGUUCAACUGCUAAUUGUGAUGGACAGUCAGGAUUGGUCAAUUGGAACCAGGAGCUCAACUGUGAGGCUGAUACCAAUUGAGCUACAGGGACAUCCAUGAUAGAUCAAAAUCGUCUCAUCGAAAGUCUUGGUAUACGUGUCAACCCAAAACAUCAAAGAUUU